Molecule: messenger RNA, 2628 nt
Organism: Hibiscus syriacus
Lineage: Eukaryota; Viridiplantae; Streptophyta; Magnoliopsida; Malvales; Malvaceae
Exons: 9
Coding region: 1-2628 (875 amino acids)
Biological process (GO): chloroplast organization
Cellular component (GO): chloroplast outer membrane
Source: RefSeq, a predicted model, not a curated record
AUGGGGUACGACCAGCAUCCUCGAUCCAUCCUGACUAAGGGAUGGCAAGGGUCUUUGUCACCUAAAAUGGGACAAAACCCCCCUCAGCCUCAGGAAACAAAGGCACCCAAGAAUCAAAAGGAACUAACGAAAGGUGCCAAGAAGGAGAAUUCUUCAUCUCAAUCAACAUGCAACUUCAUUCUGAUCAUGGAGCUUAGGAAAAAAAUCACAGCUUUCAGAGAAUUAUUUGAUCUACCGCUUCCUAAUACAUCAGUUUCAAUGGAUCAGUUGCUGGUAGGGACGAUGAAAGAUCUUCAUAAGUUCUACCCUGAAAGCAUACCCAAUUUCCGAUUUUCAGAAUUGAAAAGAUUACCUCUUGAUAAGGUGCUGGUAUACUUUUGCAAGGCAUUGCAAGGCCUUGGAGACACGUCGGAGAUGAGUGAUGAGUGGAUAUACAAAUAUAAACAUGAUAUAUAUGAGUAUGACAAUGAAAAAUGCAAAAAAGUUGAUAAACUCGUUGAAAUUGCUGUGGAAACUCUCAAUGGAUUGAUUAAGAUAGCGAGAGAGAAAUUCGAUAUGACUGAUGAAGAUGAUGAGAACAAGGAGUUUGGUUUGAAGGUGAAAACGUUUGGAAAGGUCUUGAAGGAAUCUUAUUCAGACAACGGAUCCAGUUGUCCUUCUCCCGUGACACCGACUUCAGUACUUCCUGAGGUGAAGAAUGGUUCACCAAAAUCCUCAUCAUCUGCUUUGUUGCCUCUGAGGGUUCAAGCUGCGGAGAAACUGAACCCUGUCGAUGUGAAGCAGCUCCCGCUAGAUAUGCUUCCCAAGGUUCGAGUCCAUGUUCCUAGCUCUUUGAACCAAAAGAAGGCUACCAAUGAGAAACAAAAGAAAGAAGUGAAGGGCAAUUCUCCAGUUAGAAAAGCAUCACUUGUUGACGAAACCGGAGAUUUCAGCUUUCGAAAUAAUGCUGAUAGUGAUAAAACGAAGCUCUCACUAAAUGCAGCACUGCCAAUUUCACCACCAGCGAUGCAACCUUCCAAGUUGAAAGAUAAAGAAUUGGUUGCUGAAAAAUCACCACAACUACGACCACGACCACCAUCGGCAUCACCAUUGCCUUCACCGCCAACAUCUCCAUUGCCAUCAGCAUCACCAUUGCCUUCACUAGCAUCAUCAGCUGAAGUUUCAUUGCCAACACCACCAUCAGAGCGAGCAAAGAUGUCGACAGAUAUGGACACAGACAUAAAGUUACGUCCACCACCAGCAGAACCAUCAGCUGAAGUUUUACCUCCAAUCCAGCCAUCAAAGCUUCCAAAAGAUAUCGGAGUAGAUAUAAGAUCCUUAACACCACCAGCGCCACCAUUCUUGCAGCCAAAUGUAGUAUCAGGAGGACCACCGGCACCACCAGCACCACCGUUGUUACUGCCAAAUGUAGUCUCAGGAAAACCAUUAGCACCACCUUUGUUGCAGCCAAAUGUAGUAUCAGGAGGACCACCAUUUCCCCCACCCCUAACAUCAAAACCAACUGUAGAAGCUGCACAAGCAACACCGGUAGCAGCAGCCGGAAUACCAUUGCCGCUUCCACUGUCACCCCCUCCUCUGGCCUCAUCGAAGCCAAUUGUAGUGGCUACAGGAGCACCCCUUCCGCCGCCACCUCCAAUCCUGUUGAGGUCAAAAGUAGAGCCUAAUGGAGCACCGCUUCCAGUUCCACCACCACCUCCACCCCCUGGAACAACAUCAACGAUGCCACAACCUCCUCCACCAGCUGCAGCAAAAGCCUUGAGCCCCAAGAAAGCAAAUACUAAAUUUAAGAGACAAUGUCCGAUGAGUAACCUAUAUCGGGUUCUUAGGGACAAAGUAGAAGGAUGUCCCAUGCAAAGCAAAUCAUCCAGUGAAAAAAAUAUAGGCUUUGGAAGCAUCCCUAGCGGGAAACAUGAGAUAUCUGAUGCAUUAGCAGAGAUGACAAAGAGAUCAGCUUGCUUCCAACAGAUCGAAGAAGAUGUCGAGAAAUAUGCAAAAUCAAUCACAGAGCUCAAAACUGCUAUCAGCACAUUCAGUACCAAUGACAUGACUAAGCUCCUCAAGUUCCACAAACAUGUGGAAUUGAUUCUUGAAAACUUAACAGAUGAAACUCAGGUUCUAGCAAGAUUUGAAGGAUUCCCCAUUAAAAAGUUGGAAGCAUUAAGGGCGGCGUCAGCCCUUUACUCGAAGUUAGAAUCAAUGAUCACUGUGCUACAGAACUGGAAUUUUGAGGUUCCUUUGGCUGAGCUUCUUGACAAGGUUGAUCACUACUUCAACAAGAUUAAAGGGGAAAUAGAGGCCUUGGAGCAAACCAAAGAUGAAGAAUCCAAGAAAUUUAUGAGCCACAACAUUGAGUUCGACUUCCAAAUUCUUGUACAAAUCAAAGAAGCACUGGUUGAUGUUUCCUCCAACUGCAUGGAGUUAGCAAUGAAGGAGAGAAGAGAAGUAAAGUUGACAGAAAAUGAAGGGUCCAAAAGCAAAGCUGAAGCACAAAAGAAGGGGUGCGUUAAAAUGCAAUGGAGGGCUUUCCAACUGGCUUUCCAGGUUUAUAGAUUUGCCGGAGGACAUGAUGAUCGUGCCGACAUGCUGUCCCGAGAAUUGGCUGAAAAAAUCCGGACCGAUCCUCAAUAA